AAACGCAUCCUUUGAUAUGGAUAAUAGCCCCGCACUCCUCAGCCCAAGUCCUCCCUUCCCGCCUCCUCCCAGCCGGAGCUCCGAAUCCGAUGGUUGGUCCGCACUUGAAUACAUAGUGUCGUUUCUGGCUCUAGUCACCAUACCCACCUUGAUUUACACGUUCUUUUUUUUCUUGAAGUGCCCUCCGAUCCCGUCCCGGCGACACCACUGGCGAUCAGAGGCAUUCCUCGAGGAAUUGAGCAGCAGCGGCGGUGGGAAUACCGAUAAUGCGGAGGUGAUUUCUGAUAUCAAGUACCGAAAGGAUACCCACGUGAUAGACAUCGGAAGCGAGUGUCCGGUGUGUCUGUCGGAGUUCAACGACGGCGAAGAAGUCCGGCAGCUGAUGUCGUGCAAGCACUUUUUCCACGCUCCUUGUAUCGAUUUAUGGCUGCACUCCCACUCCAAUUGUCCGAUUUGCCGCGCUUCGGUUCCUCUCAAGCCCUCUAAAGUCUCGAUGCCUUCCCGCGAGGAAGAUCGCCGGGAGGCUUCGCCGGAUUCAGCCAGAUUGCCGUAACGGAAAAACUGGUUCCGGCAUCUUCCCCCUCCUCUUCUUUUCUUUUUGCUCCUUGUUUGGGAGUUGGGUCUGGGGCUGUUGAAGAGUGAGGAAAUCAGGCCCAAGUUGCCUGAUGCUUUGGCCCAAAGUGAGUUACAAUUGAAAUGGGCCCCAUCUAUAGUUUGGAGCUUUUACUUUAACACAUAUAUGUACACGGUCUGUUUCAUGCGGUGUGAGUUGAGUGGUACUUUUAAUUUCUAUUUGCCUUGUACUGUCAAUUUGCUAAUAAUUUUGGCGCUUUAGAUCUA
Messenger RNA from Vitis riparia (riverbank grape), 840 nucleotides. RefSeq names its product RING-H2 finger protein ATL33-like. NCBI's taxonomy places the organism in Eukaryota, Viridiplantae, Streptophyta, Magnoliopsida, Vitales, Vitaceae. Gene Ontology annotation, biological process: protein ubiquitination. The record is from RefSeq and is a predicted model, not a curated record. The transcript has a single exon. The coding region runs from base 17 to 553 and encodes 178 amino acids.